AUGUACGGGGAUGGAGAGAGCACCGUGUGGGACCGGGUCGGUCGUCCCCAUCUGGACUGCAUGUGCUACCUUGGACCUCCGACUACUUUGAUGCCGAUCGGGAUGCGCAGGUCGCCCGACGUGAGCCCCAGACGGCUGUCGGACAUCAGCCCGCAGCUCAGACAGCUCAAGUACCUGGUGGUGGACGAGGCCAUCAAAGAGGACCUCAAGUCCUCCCGCUCAGUGGAGGACAUCAACAGCGCCUCCAUAGAGGAGCGAAUCCUGCGCAUCACCGGCUACUAUGGAUACCAGCCCUGGAACGCGAGCCACAAGAGAGAAGAACGCACCAGGGAGAAUGUGGUGGGCACCACGGAGGCACAGACGACCGGCGGCGCGGCGGGAGCAGAGUCCGACUCCAAAAAACGGAGGCUCCACUGCUGCAUCAGAGUCACGACUGUGCAGGUGCGGAAGGCCCUGUGGGGAGUCGCCAUGGUGAUUUGCGUGUGCUCAUCCUGGGCAGGCUCCACCCAGCUGGCCAAGCUGACCUUUAAGCAGUUUGAUGCCCCCUUCACCAUCACCUGGUUCGCCACCACCUGGAACUGCCUCUUCUUCCCCCUCUAUUACAUCGGCCACCUGUGCAAGAGUCCAGAGAGGCAGACGCCCAGGCAGAGAUUCAGGGAGUGCAGCAGGUUUUUCGGGGACGACGGGCUGACCCCUAAGGUGUUCUUAACCAAAGUAGCUCCCUUCGGCCUCCUGUGGAUCCUCACCAACUACCUGUACCUGCAGGCCCUCAGGAAGAUCAACACAACAGACGCAUCGGCACUCUUCUGCUGUAACAAGGCCUUCGUCUUCCUGCUCUCCUGGAUUGUGCUCAGAGAUCGCUUUAUGGGCGUCAGGAUAGUAGCUGCUAUCUUGGCCAUAGCCGGCAUCGUGAUGAUGACCUACGCCGAUGGAUUCCACAGCCACUCAGUCAUCGGCAUUACGUUCGUUGUGGCCUCUGCAUCGAUGUCAGCGCUCUACAAGGUGCUCUUUAAGAUGGUCCUGGGCAGUGCCAAAUUUGGAGAGGCCGCACUCUUUCUGAGCAUCGUUGGGAGCGCCAACUUUGUCUUCAUCAGCUUCGUGCCGGUCAUCCUGUACUUCACCCACGUGGAGAACUUCGGCUCGCCUGAGAACAUCCCCUGGGCCUACCUCUGUGGGGUCGCAGGCCUGCUGUUUGCUUUCAACGUCCUGGUGAACUUUGGCAUUGCGAUAACGUACCCGACAUUAAUCUCACUUGGCAUCGUCCUAAGUGUUCCUGUAAAUGCCAUGGUGGACCUCUACACAUGUGAAAUCCAUUUCAACACGGUCCGCCUCAUCGCUGUGUUCAUCAUCUGCCUGGGCUUCCUCAUGCUGCUGCUACCGGAGGACUGGGACCAGUGCAUCAUCCAGCUCAGCACCAAGCUGCGCAAACGCGACGAGCCAGCAGAGGGCAGUGUCGAGGCGGGUGCCACCACGGGGAUCAACUGGAGAGGGAGAGCCAGGACCGCCACCUUUAUACAUUGA
Limanda limanda (common dab) is the source of this 1521-nucleotide messenger RNA. It is a transcript of the gene slc35f3b, whose product is annotated as solute carrier family 35 member F3b. Bases 1 to 1521 code for a protein of 506 amino acids. The transcript has 8 exons. The record is from RefSeq and is a predicted model, not a curated record. NCBI's taxonomy places the organism in Eukaryota, Metazoa, Chordata, Actinopteri, Pleuronectiformes, Pleuronectidae. Gene Ontology annotation, cellular component: membrane.